This is a messenger RNA of Saccharomyces mikatae IFO 1815, 930 nucleotides long. RefSeq names its product mitochondrial 2-oxodicarboxylate carrier (gene ODC1). The coding region runs from base 1 to 930 and encodes 309 amino acids. The record is from RefSeq and is a predicted model, not a curated record. The transcript has a single exon. Lineage: Eukaryota; Fungi; Ascomycota; Saccharomycetes; Saccharomycetales; Saccharomycetaceae. Gene Ontology annotation, biological process: mitochondrial ADP transmembrane transport; mitochondrial ATP transmembrane transport. Gene Ontology annotation, molecular function: ATP:ADP antiporter activity. Gene Ontology annotation, cellular component: mitochondrial inner membrane.
AUGUCUUCCAUAGAUAACAGACCUUUGCCGUUUAUAUACCAGUUCACAGCGGGCGCCAUUGCUGGCGUCUCGGAGCUAUUGGUUAUGUACCCAUUGGACGUGGUAAAGACAAGAAUGCAAUUGCAAGUUACCACUAAAAGCAGCCCUGUAGUAGAUGCAGUGAAGGUAGCAGCAGAUCAUUACACGGGUGUGAUGGAUUGUUUGACAAAAAUUGUCAAGAAGGAAGGGUUUUCACAUCUGUACAAGGGUAUCACGUCGCCUAUAUUAAUGGAAGCUCCAAAGAGAGCAAUCAAGUUCUCGGGGAAUGAUACGUUCCAACUGUUUUACAAAAAGAUUUUCCCCACACCCAAUGGAGAGAUGACUCAAAAAAUCGCCAUAUGCAGCGGUGCAUCGGCCGGUGCCGUGGAAGCCUUUAUAGUUGCGCCUUUUGAAUUGGUAAAGAUUAGGCUGCAGGAUGUAAAUUCUCCGUUUAAGACACCCAUUGAGGUGGUAAAGAACAGUGUGGCUAAGGGUGGUGUCUUGUCACUUUUCAACGGGUUAGAAGCCACCAUCUGGAGACAUGUCCUUUGGAAUGCCGGUUAUUUCGGUAUCAUAUUUCAGGUGCGGAAGCUUUUGCCGGCGGCUAAGACGAACACGGAAAAGACAAGAAAUGAUUUGAUCGCAGGUGCUAUCGGUGGCACUGUCGGGUGCUUGUUGAAUACACCAUUUGAUGUGGUGAAGUCAAGAAUCCAAAGAAGCUCAGGGCCUCUUAGAAAGUAUAACUGGUCCCUGUCUUCGGUGCUUUUAGUGUAUCGUGAGGAAGGAUUCAAAGCUCUGUAUAAGGGGUUCGUACCAAAGGUUAUGAGACUGGCUCCUGGUGGUGGGUUAUUGUUGGUAGUAUUCACCAAUGUCAUGGACUUCUUUAGAGAAGUCAAGUACGGAAAGAACUGA